Messenger RNA from Diaporthe citri, 1443 nucleotides. RefSeq lists its product as uncharacterized. Gene Ontology annotation, cellular component: extracellular region. The record is from RefSeq and is a predicted model, not a curated record. Bases 1 to 1443 code for a protein of 480 amino acids. Lineage: Eukaryota; Fungi; Ascomycota; Sordariomycetes; Diaporthales; Diaporthaceae. The transcript is spliced from 7 exons.
AUGAAGACCACAGCUAUUGGAGCCCUGGCCACGCUGGCCGGCUCGCCCUUCGCGGCGGCUAUCAGCCAGGUUGACAACCCUGCCAAGCAGGAGAAGUAUACCAGUGGCGCUGUCAUGGACGGCAUCAUGGCUAAGAAAUACGCCACUUGGGACUCUCAGAAGGUCGCCGGCGCUUUCGACUCGAGUCUGUACCCGUCGUACGCUGGUGCCGCACCUGUUCCUUGCGUCAACGGAGUCGCUGAGGUCAUCCCUGGUGACGCCAAUAACACGUUCAAGUGCAGCAACAUCGACUUCUAUGAUUUCAAGAGCCACGCCGACUUGGGUUCCUCCACUGGCGAGGGUGCUUCAACCUGGGGCUGGACCAGCGAGGAGGGCCGCGAGUUUGUUGCCAUCGCGCAAGCUGAUGGAGCUGCUUUCGCCGAGGUCUCCACGGAGGGCAAGCUCGUCUACCUCGGUCGCCUUCCCCAAUACUCCGCAGCCGCGCCCAGCAUCUGGCGUGAGAUCCGGGGCUACAAGAGCCACAUCGUGAUCGGCAGCGAGGCGCAGCAGCACGGCGUCCAGUUCUUCGACCUGGCCAAGCUCGCCGACAUCGACCCGGCCAGCCCCAAGACCUUUGGCGACGCCGACCUGACGGGCCACUUCAACGACCUGCCCAUCGGCCGCUCGCAUAACGUCGUCGUCAACGAGGAGCUCGAGUACGCCGUCGCCGUCGGCGCGGCGCCGCGGAACUCGUCCUGCGCCGCGGGCCUGAUCUUCAUCGACCUCAAGGACAUCACCAACCCGACCUCGCCCGGCUGCGCGUCCGGCGAUGGCUACGUCCACGAUGCCCAGUGCCUGGUCUACCGUGGUCCUGACGAGAAGUACGCGGGUCGCGAUAUCUGCUAUGGUUACAACGAGGACACCCUGACGAUCUUCGAUGUGACUGACAAGACCACGACGAACAUCAUCUCGCGUGUCGGCUACGACGGUGCCUCGUACACGCAUCAGGGCUGGGUCACUGACAAGAACUGGCAAACGACUCUUGUCUUGGAUGACGAGUACGACGAGUACGACUCAGCUGGUGCUGGUGCUGACGGUUUCCCCGUCACCUACUUCUGGGACAUCACCAGCCUUGAGGCCCCAGUCCUUUCUGGGUACUACAAGAACGAGUACGCACUUGGCAUCGACCACAACCAGUUCAUAAUCGACGGAGUCGCAUACCAGAGCAACUACGGCGCCGGCCUGCACGUGCUGGACGUCUCCUCGCUGGCGACCGACAAGACCGGAGCCGGCGUCACCGAGCUCGGCUACUUCGACAUCUACCCCGAGAACGACGCGCUGCCCGGCGGCGGCAGCAUCGAGUUUGUUGGCACGUGGGGACACUACCCCUACUUCCCAUCUGGCUUCAUUGUCGUCAACACUAUUGAGAGGGGAGCUUUCGUCGUGAAGAGGACCAACGCUUAG